Messenger RNA from Scaptodrosophila lebanonensis, 1874 nucleotides. It is a transcript of the gene PIG-A, whose product is annotated as phosphatidylinositol N-acetylglucosaminyltransferase subunit A. The transcript is spliced from 4 exons. The coding region runs from base 140 to 1660 and encodes 506 amino acids. NCBI's taxonomy places the organism in Eukaryota, Metazoa, Arthropoda, Insecta, Diptera, Drosophilidae. Gene Ontology annotation, cellular component: glycosylphosphatidylinositol-N-acetylglucosaminyltransferase (GPI-GnT) complex. Gene Ontology annotation, molecular function: phosphatidylinositol N-acetylglucosaminyltransferase activity. The record is from RefSeq and is a predicted model, not a curated record. Gene Ontology annotation, biological process: GPI anchor biosynthetic process.
AUAUUUGUUGAAGUGCAAUAUUUUAUUGCCAAUAAGAAUUAAUAUAGUUUAAUUUCUAGUUCUGCUUAUCACCGUCGUCACAUUGUUUUGUUAUGUUUGCAACUGCAUGUGAGUGUGGCAGCUGCUAUCUGUGUGAAUUAUGCGUGUGUGCAUGGUGUCGGACUUUUUCUAUCCCAGCAUCGGUGGCGUCGAGGAGCAUGUUUACAAUCUCUCACAGAUGCUUUUAUCACAUGGCCACAAAGUCAUCGUGCUGACACACGCCUACGGCGACUGCAGCGGCGUACGGUACUUGACGCACGGCCUUAAAGUCUACUAUCUGCCCAUUAAGGUGUGCUACAACCAAUGUAUUUUGCCCACGGCCGUCUGUAAUGUGCCGUUGUUGCGGGCAGUGCUUCUACGGGAGCGCAUUGAAGUGGUGCACGGCCACUCGGCGUUCAGUGCCCUAGCGCACGAGGCCAUUAUGGUUGGCGCUUUGCUGGGCCUAAAGACUGUAUUUACGGAUCACAGCCUUUUUGGUUUUGCCGACCUGUCCGCAACUCUUACCAAUAGGAUGCUGGAGAUAAACCUGAGUAUGGUCAAUCACUGCAUCUGUGUGUCACACAUCGGCAAAGAAAAUACCGUCCUGCGUGCCCGUGUGUCCAAACAUCGCGUCUCUGUCAUACCCAAUGCAGUGGACACUGCACUUUUCACGCCAGAUCCCUCUCAGCGACCAACCAACGGCACAAUCAAUAUUGUUGUGGCCUCGCGCUUAGUAUAUCGCAAGGGUAUUGAUUUACUGGCCGGCGUUAUACCGCGCUUCAAACAUACGCCCAACAUUAAUUUCAUCAUUGUCGGCGAUGGGCCGAAGCGUGAUCUGCUUGAGGAAAUACGCGAGAAAACAAACAUGCAGCAUCGCGUCGAAAUUGUGGGCGCUGUUGACCAUGCCAAGGUGCGAGAUGUGCUCGUGCGUGGCCACAUUUUUGUGAACACCUCGCUAACGGAGGCCUACUGCAUGGCCAUUGUAGAGGCGGCCGCGUGUGGGCUUCAGGUCGUGUCGACAAGCGUGGGCGGCAUACCAGAGGUGCUGCCCAAGCAUUUAAUAUUGCUCGUUGAGCCCGAAAUCGAUGCCAUACAUCAAGCUGUGCUGGUGGCCAUUGAGCGCCAUCGGCAAACUGUCACUGCCACAUCAUUGCAUGCAAAUGACAUUGCCUCUGCUGUUUCUGCCAAUGGACACAUUCCGACCAAUGGGCAGCCAAACUCUUCAGCAGGUCGCGUACGCGGAAAACGAAAGGGACGCAAGCUGCUAAAAGCACCGGUGCCUGUGCCAGCGUCGUCGCCAGAUGCUCCCACAACUGUCGUGAUGCGCGGAGCAGCUGCCGACGAGGACAGUCAAGUAGAGCCGGUGCUCUGUCCGUAUCGUUGCAACGAAAUCGUGGGCACGCUCUACAACUGGGACGACGUGGCCUUGCGCACCGUCAAAGUGUAUGAACGCAUAGCGGGCGAGCCCAGUUGGACGCUGGGCCAAAUACUGUGCGUUGUAAAUAAGUGUGGCGCCUGGUUUCUGGUCUUCGUAGUGAUCGCACACAUGUUGCUCCAACUACUGGAGCGCUGGCGUCCUUUGCGACAUAUGGAGAUGGCUGUUGAGGUACGCGACCGAGCUUCUUCGCCACGCCGCUUCUAGCAAAUAAUCAGUUUAUUUAUACAUACAUACAUAUAUUUAUGAAAAAGUACUAUUUAUAUUGCUGCAAACUACACGAAUUGCUUCUGCUCGCCGCAACAUGGAAUUCUAACUCAAUAAUAGCAAUAAGCAUCCUUUCAUUCCUUGCCUUCUGGAUGCAUAAGGAUUGUGGAACAGGAUUUGUAACCUGGCGCAGCCUCGCAGUUGUUGGCCCGUU